AUGGACACCAAUGGCGUCAACCAAAUAAUCAUUGCGCUUGAGGCAGUGUAUGACGCCAAGGUGGACAAUGCCAGGCGGCGCGAAGCUCAGGCGUUCCUCGAAGAGGUCAAACUCAACGAUGAGCUGCCAUAUUGGGGGUACCAACUUGCCCUACCUGAUAAUGGGCUGGAUCACAUUGUGCGUCAUUUCGGUCUCCUGCUUCUUCAACACGCCAUUCGGUCUCGAUAUCAUCAAUUGGAUCAAGCAAAGCUGGUCGCUAUUCGCAAUUGGGUGGUAGAGUUGGCUGCAAAAACUGCUGAAGACGAACCUCAUUACAUCAAAGAGAAGAUUGCUUUUCUCUGGGUGGCCAUUGCGAAGCGUGUCUGGGGAUCUCACUUAAUCAAGCAACGUGAAUCUGUUGAUUUGUCUGAUUCUGAAAAGGAAGCCCUGUGGAUAUCAAUGGACCUAGACUUAUGGAACCUAUGGAAUUCCCUGUUAGCAACUCGUGACGUCUCCAUUAUCAUUCUUCGGACGUUGUUUGAGGACAUAUAUAUCAUUGAGGAUCCCGCUGCGGCCAUGCGCCUGACUGUGUUGAACCAACUCGCGAUUACAAUCACAACGCCAGACAACGUGUUAGAUACAAUUUGGGAACCACUGCCGCAAUUCGCAUUAUGCAAGGCACUGAGUGAAGGUUGGUUCAAAGCCUGGGCUCAAUUUCUUGUCGAGCGUCUCAGCCAGCACGACAUCCUGCUGCCUGAGUGCCAAUUGUUUGUUCCAAAAUUGCUACACACAUUCAAAACGUGCUUGCAUUGGAUCCUGCCGCAAGUUCUCCGGGAAGAGAAUAUCAUGGCUAACUUGUUCAAGAUUUUAACACUUGACGAUACCAAAAUAAAGACAGCCGCAAUAGACUGUUUGCAUAUUCUUUUCACAAGAAAUUAUGGAGACGAUGAUUUUGAGUAUUUUGUUGGACUGGUUUUCACUGCAGAAGGUAUCUCUAACUUACUGCAAUUUUACCAUCUGCUCGAACUUGAUGCUGACGAUAUUGAUGAACAAGUGUAUGCUCUUGUGAAGAAACUGGUUGAGAUGAUUGUUCUGUUACUGGAAUUUUUGAAUAUCAGUUCGAAGCAAAAGGUAAAUUGGGAAACGCUGGAUGUCGCUGGAUAUCUCAAGUUGGUUUUAAUUACUACUAAUCAUCCGUCUCUAAUUGUGCUGGGUCUUCUGCUACAAAUGUGGGUGACUAUUUUGCGGUAUGAUGAAUUACUGCUGCGAGAGCAGAUUGUAAACAUAAUUCCAGAGUUGUUGCAAAUUGCGAGUGAUCGCACGAUAAAUUAUCAGAAUGACGCGAACAACCUUCUGACAAAAUUUUUGGCCGUUGAUUUUGACUCAUCCCCCGAAGCUGAUCUGUUUCUUAAUAAUUACCGCAAGUUUUGUGAAGACAUUGUUCGCAUUUCCGUUUGUAAGGCUCCUGAGCAAGGGCUCUCAUGGUUAGAGCAAAGGCUUGAGCAGUUUUUCAGUUCAGGGUUGGGCCGUCAAUGUAUUAGUGAGCAUCAUUUGGACGAGAAGCUGUUGGCGUUAAAUUAUGGCAAUGCACAAUUUAACGUUAUCGAAAAUUGUAUCAGAGGCAUCUCACGUUGGCGCAUUUGGUACUCUGGGGAAGAUUUCGAAACUCUCAAUGAGCGGCUCAACAGUCAGGUGGAGGUGUUGGGAGAACGACUUUUGGCAAUGAAUUUGGCUCUGCCACGACUCAUACGGAAGCAGGUUCAAACUCUCGUUCAAUUUGCACCGUUAUUAAAAGAUCAAGGUCCACUCAUGUUUAAGGUCUUGGAACGUAUCCUACACACAGCCACGUACGAUUACCCCUCAGAUAUUGAUGAUGACGAGCGCGAGUUAAUUCGUGAUUUGCGUACACUGUGUGGUACUGAACUCAACAGGUUGGCAUAUAUCAUGCCAGAACUGCUCAAAAACAUUUUUGAUGAUUUGGAAAACGUCAUCUCGCAAAUUUUGUCGAGCAAUAAAGUCACUGACCACGAAGUUGUUGCUUUCAAACUGUUCUUAUUGGUGAUAGCUCUGCGGCUGCUGAUAGAAAAUAAGGAUGAACUAUUCAGCAAGAUUGUCGAUCCUGAGCUCGCCGCUUGGCUGGCUCCGGACACCGAGAAAGGAUUGCUUGAUCUUCAUUGGUUCAUGCAACGUAUCGGAAUUGUUGAGAUUGCCAGUUAUUUCCAAAAACGGGGUAUAAAUGAACAGACUAACUUGCUUCUGGUUCAAAUGGAUGCGGAGGGAAAGGAUUUGCGUAAGCGGUUGCGGGAUCAUUGGCUGCUGAUUUUUCCAAUUCGAGCGACCCGCAUCUUCAUCCAGUAUUCAAUCGAAAAACUAAGCCAUGAUCUGUCUGAGUAUAAUAACUUACGAAAGUUAUGGGCACCACGAGUGCAGCCAAUUAUUCCUCACAUCUUACAGCUAUUGCUGCAAAUUCAAGCUUAUCACAAUCCUGCAAACUGGAGAGACUUACCAGAAAGUGUGCGCCUGUUUGUGCGCGAUCUGUGUUUAGAGCGAUUUUGGCAGCAGGGUGUGAGCGUUCAACUGAAGGAGAUGUUUAUCGAAGAAAAUGUGAAAGCCGCCCUUACUCUUCGGGAUUUUGCAGACUCCGUGGGUCAUUUGAUUCGCUAUACUCGCGAGUAUGCUUUUUUGACUAUUGGGCUGAUUGCUCAGUUAGAAGAUACGUUAUAUGAAAUACCCGAUGUGGGGCAGAUGUUAUGGAAUGCGGUCGCUGGCGACACCACUGGUAUCACGUUGCACUCGUGGAAGCAUAUGCUUAAUUCAUGCUUGCGGCUGGUUGUGAAAUUUUGUCCUGUUGAACAUGUUCCUAACUUCAUGCUGCAAUUGUUGCCAAUGGCUUUCAAAGAUUUGGAUACGCUAUUAGUGACUCGUUGGAACAAGGUUUAUGAGAAUGGUCUUUGUCUCGGACAAGGUGAUACUGAUGAUUUAUCUGAGGAAAUGAUGGAGGAGCAUAUGUUAAGACAGCUUUCAGCAACAGUUGUAAGAUUUUUGAUGGAUAUUGUUUCCCAACUCAAUGCGAAACAGGUCAGUCCUCUUCAGGUCGCAUGUCGCAAAUUGGUAUCUGAGGAUCGCGAUGUCAUGGCAUCUUUCAUACAGUUGAGUAGCCAUAUCAUUCAGUUCAAGGACACUAAAUGCUCGUUCAACACGGUUUUGAUUAUUCGAAACAUAAUUCUGGAAAUCUUGUUGAAAGAUGAUGAAGUGGAUAAGUAUAUUUGUGAUAAUUUGUUACCUGCAUUGUGUAACAUCCUUCUAGAUGAUUAUUUCCAUGAAACCCAUCCGGAGGCAGCGGUCACCCUUACAACCAUUUAUUGUAACUUGAGAGCAAAGAGCGAUUACCCCGCACGUGCGUUGUUGCAAUGUUUGCCUAAUGUAUCGACAGCUCGUUUGUCAAACUUCGAGCAGCUUUUGGUAUCCUCUAAAACCGUGAAAUCUCAAAGAGGAGUUCUUCUUGACUUGAUUCGCGUUUCGAAAGAAGAUGCGACAAAUGGCACUGAUGACGAUGAUAUUGCGAAGCGAAAACAACAAUUGGAGCGUGUGGCUUUGUCUCGGACGAAGAAGAGUGCUGGUGGGGAUGUAAUGAACGACCCGUUCACUGAGAAUGGAGCUCUCACAAAUCUAUUUGGUGAUGACUGA
Diutina rugosa is the source of this 3666-nucleotide messenger RNA. It is a transcript of the gene MSN5, whose product is annotated as karyopherin. Lineage: Eukaryota; Fungi; Ascomycota; Pichiomycetes; Serinales; Debaryomycetaceae. Gene Ontology annotation, cellular component: cytoplasm; RNA nuclear export complex; nucleus. Gene Ontology annotation, molecular function: nuclear export signal receptor activity; RNA binding. The record is from RefSeq and is a predicted model, not a curated record. Gene Ontology annotation, biological process: RNA export from nucleus; protein export from nucleus. Bases 1 to 3666 code for a protein of 1221 amino acids. The transcript has a single exon.